UUAAGUUCCGAGAGACCGUCCUGAUUCGGCCACGUCAGCCAAGGCCCUGAUUGGUGGAGUUCUGCCGGAAGUCACAAUGAGCAGCUUUUCCGUCGGAAGUGAAGCGAUGGAGGCGCGCGAAGGACCGGCAGUGGUGGCAGUGACACAUGUGCUGCACAUCCUUUCGGAAUAUGGCUGGUACAUCUUCUUCAGCUGCGUUGCUGGCUACUUCAUCCUCCAGAGAAUCGGUUCGAUGUUGCAGUUGAAGAGCCGCCAGCAGGCACGGCCUUCAGAGGCUGAACUCGAACCAUCAUUAAUUGUGAGGCGACAGGAAGCAAUGGAGGCUGCCCGUCUUAGAAUGCAGCAAGAACUGGAUGCCCAAGCUGCAAAAUACAAAGAGAAACAGAAAGAAAUUGAAGAAGAGAAAAGGAGAGAGAAAAUCAAAGCAUGGGAAAAUAUGCAAGAAGGAAAGAGCUCCUCGAAGAAAGCAAACCUGAAUCCUGAGCCAGAAUCCAACAUACAGAAACCAACAAAGCCUAAAUCUGACAAAAAGCCCUUGAGAGGAGGUUUUAAUCCUCUGACAGGGGAUGGUGGAGGUUCGUGUUCGUGGAGACCAAGUCACAGAGGGCCAUCUGCUGGGGCAUGAGGUUAAAGAUGGGUCAGUGCCCUUCGCGCAGUUGGCACUGGCCACGUUUGGAGAAUCACUAUCCUCUUACCCAAGCUUGUCAAUUUCAUUCAUUUUAUUCUGCUAGGAUUAGUUUCAAUUUGCUGUUUGACAGACCUCAAUUUUAACACUCACUUUUUAAUGUGCAAGGCGGUGUUCGCUCAACUGAAACUUUAUGAAUUGACAGCUAUGAAUGAUGUUAUCCUUGUAAAUGGCAUUUGUGCCAAUGAGGAUCUCUGAAAAUGGGCAAGGGUAUAGUGGCAUUAAGACAUCAUGUUAAAUGAACAUCUUUGGUUUUGAAGUAUCAGCAUAAAGAAUUAAAUUUAUUUUGUUUUUAGCCCAUGAUUAAAAGUAUUAACUAUGGGAUUCCAAAUAUUUAUUGUGAUAUGUUAAAUAUGUUUGCUCUGUGGCUUUGAUGACCAGGCAAAUGAAAAAAAGACUGAUACAGUGUGCAUAUGUAUCUGCAUAUUUCAGUUACUACUUGUCUGUCUCUCUACCCAUGUAUGUCUUUAUGCUCAUGUAUAAAUGGCUUGUGUAGAUACAUGUGUUAUUGUAGAUAAUUCUGUGGAAACUUGGAAGAGUUUCUAUAGCGAUGUUUGUGCAUUUCUGUAGAUUAGUGCGUGUGUUUCAGUAGAUCCUUGUACAUAAUUCCUACAGAAUGUUGUUUCUUUAUAUGGACUUGUGCAUUAUUGCUUUUUUUAAAAUGCCUCUAAAAUAGUAUGCCUGCUUUUCCAUAAACGUGUGCAUGUUUUUGGGCACAUGGAGAUGUAGUUUUUUAGAGUUUGAUGUGCUUCAGCAGCAUUGUGGGGAUGGAUAUUUUAGGCUUGAGUGCAUCUGUAGACCCGCCAGAUUAACGUAGGAUCAGUGGAAAUGGGUGGUUGCUGUUCGAUGCAGACUUGUUGGCAAAAGAGUCUGUUUCCAUAUUUUAACUAUGACUGUAUGAUUCUGCAGAUUUGUGUAUCUAUUUCUGUAGUUUGUGUGGGCAGUGCUUUCUAUAGAGAUGUGUGGCCACAGCUAAACCUCCUGUGCAUUUUGUGUUGGUUUUAUUGAAUAUAUACGUAUGCAUUUCUGAAGAUUGUUGUGCAUGCAUAAUUGUGCAAAUCUGUGUUUGGGGAGGAUUUGGUAGGAACAUGUGUGUUUGUGUUCCUCUAGAUAGAUGCCUGUUUUCAUGGGGUCAGAUGUGAGUGCUUCUGAAACACUGCAGAUGUUUCUGUAGACGUGGGUGCUGCUCUGCUUUUGUGUGCAUUGGCAGUUCUGAGUGUGUACUUCAGUGGUUCUGUGUGGUUCCUGAGGUUUGAGUGUACGUGGGUGUGUAUGGAUCUUCGGAUGCUUUUUGUAGAUUUGUGUGUGUUCAAUUUCUAUAAACUUGUCUGUUUUAGUAAAUGGAAGUUUCUGUAGCUUUGAGUGUAUAUAUUUAUCAUUCAUAUCUCUAGACUGGUGAAUGGAUGUUUCUGCAGAUCUAACUAACUUGCCUUUAAUUGACAUAACAUUUCUGUAAAUCUAAGUAACUUCACAUGCAUGCCUAUGUAGAAAUUUGAUCAUCACUCUGUAGAAUUGUAUGUACUUUAUUUAUCUGAAUACCCGUGUGUGAAUGUACACCUAGGCACUUGUACAGAUGCAUGAUGUGCAUCUCCUUGUGGGCGGGCUUUUUCAUAGUUAUAAAAAUGAUUGAAUGUAAUUGUGUUAAUCCUUAUUUGGGCUUGAUUCUGCAGAUCCAAUUAUGUGAACCUGAUAGUAAUUGCUACACUAUAUUGCUGUUGUGUGUGUGUCUAUAGGUCGCUGAGUGUUUCUGAAAGAAAUUAGGGCUUCUGUAGAUUUGUGUGCUUUAAAUUUCUGAGAGUCCAUGUAUGUCUUUACAUUUGUGCAGAUGUUUCUGUAAUAAAAAUUGGGAAAAAUGCUACAAAAUUUCUAACAGGCUGAGCAGCAUGGGUGGGUGGGGAGAGAAAUUGAAUUAGUAUAUGUUUCUGUACUGUGUUUCCAAGUAUAUGUGCAUGUAUUUCUGAAAAUUUGUGCAGAUCCAUAUGCCAGUGUUUCUGUACUUCAGUAAGUGUAUGUUUUGUUCUGCAGGUCCAAGUGUUUAUUAAAAUCCUGGGUAUGUUUAUUUCUGUAGAUACUUGUAAUACCUGCUCAGCAGAUUGUCAACACCCACUUCCACCCUCCAGCUUAAUUGAUUGGAGGCUUAAUUAGUGGUUUUCAGAAUUACAUAAAGUUUUGAGAGGAUAAAUUGUUUAUUGUACUGAUAAUGAAGGAGAGAGGCUGAAGAUCAUCAUUGGAAGGACAUACCGGUAACUUGGAGGUGUUCAAAUAGAUAUAUAAGACGAGAUUUAUUUAUGAUGUAGGCGAUUGAGGGAGUGGUUGUUGUAGAAAUUAUAUUAAAUUAGAUGAACAUUUGAAGAGUUAGAUAACUGUAUGAAAUUAGUUUGGGUUUGUUGCAGCAAAGAAUCAGCAGUGACUCAAAUGACUAAAUAGUUUCAUGGUUUAUAAACAUGACUGAUCAGAGGUACAAUUAUGAAUAAAUAAUUGAUAUGGCUUAAA
This is a messenger RNA of Mobula hypostoma (lesser devil ray), 3178 nucleotides long. RefSeq names its product selenoprotein S (gene selenos). Gene Ontology annotation, biological process: endoplasmic reticulum unfolded protein response; retrograde protein transport, ER to cytosol. The transcript has 6 exons. The record is from RefSeq and is a predicted model, not a curated record. Bases 77 to 625 code for a protein of 182 amino acids. Lineage: Eukaryota; Metazoa; Chordata; Chondrichthyes; Myliobatiformes; Myliobatidae. Gene Ontology annotation, cellular component: Derlin-1 retrotranslocation complex; Derlin-1-VIMP complex; endoplasmic reticulum membrane.